Molecule: messenger RNA, 1111 nt
Organism: Pantherophis guttatus
Lineage: Eukaryota; Metazoa; Chordata; Lepidosauria; Squamata; Colubridae
Source: RefSeq, a predicted model, not a curated record
ACUUUGUCUUUCAGAUUUUAAAUUAGCUGCCCUAAUCACAGGUCUUUCAUUUGCUUGUUUUAAUGCAACUCCAAGACUAUCAUAUUUCUAAUCUGAUUUUGUUUGCAGACAUGAAUGAUUGUUUGGAAUGUCAACAAAAUCAGUAUCCAAAUCAGAACCAGGACUUAUGUCUCUUCAAAUCUGUAACAUUCUUGAUGUAUGAAGAAAUUUUGGGAAUUGUUUUGACCACUUUCGUUCUCUUCUUUUCUUCAAUCACAGCUGUAGUACUUUGGAUAUUUAUUAAGCAUCAAGACACUCCCAUAGUCAAAGCCAACAACCAAACCCUCACCUAUAUUCUCCUUGUUGCUCUCAUGUUGUCUUUCCUUUGUUCUUUACUAUUCAUUGGCCAACCUUCCAAAGUAAUGUGUGUCCUUCGUCAAACUGCUUUUGCCAUUAUAUUCUCAGUGGCCAUUUCUUCUGUUUUGGCCAAAACCAUCAUUGUGGUUAUAGCUUUCAUAUCUACCAAGCCAGGUUCCAAGAUGACCAAAUGGGUGGGGAAAAGGCUAGGCUUCUUCAUAGUAUCUUGCUGCUCCUUUAUUCAGGGUAUUAUAUGUGGUACAUGGCUUUCAAUCUCUCCCCCAUUCCCAGAUGUUGACACGAGUUCCAUGGCAGAAGAAAUAGUUCUGGAAUGUAAUGAAGGAUCCACCUACAUGUUCUAUUGUGUCUUGGGAUAUAUGGGCUUCCUUGCCUUUGUUAGCUUUACAGUGGCUUUCCUAGCAAGGAAAUUGCCUGAUGCUUUCAAUGAAGCCAAGUUUAUCACCCUCAGUAUGCUGGCCUUCUGUAGUGUCUGGUUGUCCUUUAUUCCAACAUACUUGAGCACCAAGGGAAAAUAUAUGGUUGCUGUGGAGAUCUUCUCAAUUAUAACUUCCAGUGCUGGUUUAUUGAUUUGCAUCUUUUCCCCUAAAUGCUACAUUCUUAUCUUAAGGCCUGAUCUCAACAAGAAAGAGCAGCUAAGAGUAAAAAAAUAAUGCAAUAAUAUCAUACUGGAUGGCCUUUCAUUUAAAAAAAAAGAAAAAAGAAUCUACAAUCCUAUAUACUCGUGUAUUGCGGUAAGCAUUGUUGAGCUUUUUGG